Molecule: messenger RNA, 1892 nt
Organism: Arabidopsis arenosa
Lineage: Eukaryota; Viridiplantae; Streptophyta; Magnoliopsida; Brassicales; Brassicaceae
Source: the annotation of a GenBank genome assembly
UAGAAAAAUAUACUUAAGAAUUGUGUCUUGUGUUGCCUAAGCAGAUUUCAGGACCAAAUCAUGGAUAUUGGCUAUCUAUGAAAGUUAAUGAGAAGAGGGAAAAGAAAUUGAUGAGAGGAAGCUUAUGUGUAAGAAAGGCAUUGCCACAUGAUUUGCCAUUAAUGGCAGUGAUGGUUCAACAAAUAGAAGGAAUGCGUGAUAUCAUUACAGAGAAACACGUGUGGCAUCUAAGUGAUAAAGCUAUCAAGAAUGUCUAUAUGUUCUACAUCAUGUUCACUUGUUGGGGAUGUUUGUACUUCGGUUCCGCAAAAGAUCCAUUCUAUGACUCGGAGGAGUACCGUGGAGAUGGAGGGGAUGGAACUGGUUAUUGGGUCUAUGAAACUCAAGAAGACAUAGAAGAGAAAGCAAGAGCAGAGCUAUGGCGUGAAGAACUUAUUGAAGAAAUUGAACAGAAAGUUGGUGGCUUAAGAGAGCUUGAAGAAGCUGUUACUAAGAUGCCAGCUACGGAUUUUCAAGGAUCAUUUGGAAGGUCGUUGCUUAGUUUACGGCGAGACCAAGUUGACUCAACAACAGUCGUCGCCGGAAGUAGUAGCCAUCACAACCACCACGAGCCAAGCAACAUGGAGGUUGAGCUAGAUUCGUUUCAAAGACAAGUCGCCGAGAAAUUCAUCGAUCUCAACGCCUCUUCAAACGACCUUCUCUCUCUCGAAUGGAUCGGGAAGCUUCUUGAUUCUUUCCUCUGUUGUCAAGAAGAGUUUCGAGCUAUUGUAUUCAACCACCGAUCUCAGAUCUCAAAGUCUCCGAUGGACCGUUUGAUUUCAGAUUACUUCGAACGGAGUAUCAAAGCUCUCGAUGUCUGUAACGCAAUCCGCGACGGAAUCGAACAGAUCCGUCAAUGGGAGAAACUUGCCGACAUCGUUAUCUCUGCUUUAGAUAGUCACCGUCCGAUCGGAGAAGGACAGCUCCGGCGAGCUAAGAAAGCUCUGAUUGAUUUAGCUAUCGGAAUGCUCGACGAGAAAGAUCAUCCUUCUGGAACCAAUCUAGCUCAUCGGAACCGUUCAUUCGGAAGAGUCAAAGAGAGUCACCACCGUUCGAUUGGUCAUUUCAGAUCUCUUUCUUGGAGUGUUUCAAGAUCGUGGUCAGCUUCUAAGCAAUUACAAGCUUUGGCUAAUAACUUAGCAACGCCUCGACCAAACGAUGUCGUUGCGAGCAAUGGUUUAGCUGUACCGGUUUACACAAUGACUUCGGUUAUGCUUUUUGUGAUGUGGGUUUUGGUAGCUGCGAUUCCUUGUCAAGACCGUGGAUUGCAAGUUAACUUCUUUGUCCCUAGGCAUUUCCAAUGGGCAGCUCCGGUUAUGUCGUUGCACGAUAAGAUUGUUGAGGAAUCUAAGAGACGAGAUAGGAAGAAUUGUUGUGGUUUGCUUAAGGAGAUUGAUAUGAUUGAGAAGACUUCGAGGUUGAUGAAUGAAUUGAUCGAUUCGAUUCAUUUCCCGUUGAAUGAUCAGAAGGAAAUUGAGGUGAAACAGAGAGUUGAUGAGCUUGUUCAGGUUCGUGAAGCUUUGAAAAAUGGUUUGGAUCCAUUUGAGAGGAAAGUUAGAGAAGUUUUCCAUCGGAUUGUGAGAAGCCGAACCGAGAGUCUUGAUUCUCUUUGAUCUUGCACAUGUUUGUCCGAAUAUGAUCAUAUUUGGAUUUUUUGUUUUGUUUUUGUUUUUCUCUAUAUAUCCUUUUUGAUCACUUGUAAAAAAGAAACUCAAAGAAUGUAGAAGUGUCAUCUUCUUAACUCUUUGUGAUGCUUAUAGUGAUUAUGUUCUUUGUGUAGCUACUUGCUUAGUUUGUUGAUAGAUUGAAGUUAAAACUUUUUCGAUGAGCAGUAACAAAUACUUCAUUGAAUA